UCCAUGAACCUCCCCGACGACACAAAGUAGGUCAAGCCGCUGGUGACAGCCGAGCGACACUCUUAACCAGUUGCACAGUUGACAGCGUCCCAGGCAGAAUGACACUGUCAAGGUAGAAGACCGGUCACUUGACGGUGGGAAAAGAGCUGAUUUCAAGUCCAUGUUGUGACGCUUAGUAUCGAGGGGAGAGAAGGAACAGCAAAAUAUCGUAUUAGAUUCCAUUUUAAUACGGUGAACUAGUUACAUGAGUUGUAUACUACCUGGCCUGGCCUGUUGUAAAUGUGAUUUUCAUAUUUUGCUGCAAACGUUAGCCGGGCGCAUUAAGCACGUAGUUUGCUUAAUCACACUGCUAUUUUUACACUCAUUACAGGCGGUGAUUCGCCUUCUAUGAAUAGCUCGAAGGCUCCAAUUAGGUAUAUUUUGCGAGGAGGCAUGUUUUGACAAGUGAUAGAACUCUCGCAGGAAGAGCGGCUUUUGGACGUUGAAAUGCUAUGGACAUGAUGAAGAUGUUAUGAUGGAGGUUAAAUUAUAACACAGGAUUGUUUUUAUAUUAUAAUUACCGUGGAAAUGGCGUCUGCGAAAGUAAAGGGCAAGCUUAAAAAGACUGGUUCUAUAAAACGGAAAGAACCGCCGCCCUCAGAAGAGGAUAGCAAAUACAAACUGGCCGAGUUUGAGUUGCUUUCUACACUAGGCACUGGAACAUUUGGUCGUGUGGUGUUAACAAGACACAAAGAAACCAAGGAGUAUUUUGCUCUGAAGAUCAUGACAAUAUCAGAGGUCAUCCGACUGAAACAAGUGGAACAUGUCAGGAACGAGAAAGCCAUCCUUAAGACUAUCAAUCAUCCGUUCAUCGUCAACAUGUUGUGGGCACACCAUGAUGAAACCUUCCUGUAUAUGCUCCUGGAAUACGUUCCCGGUGGAGAACUGUUUUCAUAUCUAAGAAACGCUGGACGUUUUAAUACUGCCACAGGCAACUUUUAUGCAGCAGAAAUCAUUAGUGCGCUGGAUUAUUUGCACGGAUCAGGGAUAGUUUACAGAGACUUAAAGCCAGAGAACUUGUUGUUGGACAGAGAGGGGCAUCUGAAGAUUACAGAUUUUGGAUUUGCCAAGAAGCUAUCAGACAGAACAUGGACGCUGUGCGGCACACCAGAAUAUUUAGCGCCAGAGAUCAUUCAAAGUAAAGGACACAAUAAGGCUGUUGACUGGUGGGCCCUGGGUAUUCUAAUAUAUGAGAUGUUGGUAGGCUAUCCUCCUUUCUUUGAUGACGUCCCAUUCCAAAUCUAUGAGAAGAUCCUGGCAGGGAAGAUAGACUGGCCAAAACAUCUAGACCUCAUUGCCAAAGACCUGAUAAAAAAGCUGCUAGUUGCAGAUAGAACUAGAAGACUGGGCAAUAUGAAGAAUGGUGCUGAAGAUGUGAAGAAUCACAAGUGGUUCAAAUCACUGAAUUGGGAAGAAGUGGCUCUGAGAAAACUCAAGCCCUCUAUUGUGCCUCAAAUAGGAGACCCUGGCGACAGGGAGUGCUUUGCUGAUUUUGGCGAGGACCCGUUCUGGGAGUCUGCCAAGCCUGUCAACGCAGAUGAAUAUUUGAAAUUCAAAGGCUUUUGAUAUCGCAUACUUAUUGUCUGUUACCUUGCCUCCUCACACUGAAGAGUUUCUGUUUCCUACCUUCUAAAAAUGGAGAACUCUAAUGCCUCUAUGCCAGUUUCUGACUGCACAAGCACUGUUCCUCUUCUAAAGAAACUAUUUCCAGUUGUAGCAUCUAUCAUGCCUACUCUUUUGCCUUUCACUUACUACUAUUAUAACUGAAUGGCCUGGCACCAAUGGGACACUUGCAUAAAAUAGUGUUUUUAGUUUUUAUGACUCUUUCAUUAUUGAAAAAUGUCAUGCCAGUUGUAAGACAAUCAUUGAGAUAAAAACCAACUGACAGUAGCAGCAAAUUAAGAUUAAUGAUCGGCUAUGUGAAAUCUGGGGAUGAAAACUCACAAAUGCUUUAUACUGCAGAUACUGGAGAUAAGCACCUUCUUGUGUAUCCUAAGUGGACUGCCUUAUAGUACAUGUAACUAUAUAUAGUAGCAAACUCAGUAUUGAUAUUAUCCGGAUAUUUAUACAUGUAAAAUCACAGUACCGUCAAGUAUACUAGUGUUUGUGUUUCAUUUGGAAUGGCAUGUAUUUUCUAACAUAAUCAUAUAUCAAAUGUUGGUGUGUAUAGACCAUUUGGAAUUGCUACUACAUUAAGGAUUGUUCAAGACAUGUUGCCUUUAACCAAAGAUGAUCUUUUGUUGCAUAAGUAAAAGUACAGUCAAAACAAGUGCCAUAUUUAGUCAGGUCUCGUAUGGGCGAUGAUAUAUUUACAAUACUACAGUUGCUGCAGUCUACAAACCUCACAUGUUUUGAAUGCAUUUUACAUAAUUAUGCAGUAUUAGCUUUAAACUAUUUACUGAUUUGUAACUUCUGAAUAGUAAUUCAGUGAUGUUAUAACCAAAAGUUCAAUUUACAAAUUGAGUUCAGCUAAACUGUUGCAUGUAUUUCUGUGUCAAAUUAUAAUUAGUUGUGCAAUAAAGGAAGAAAGGAGAAGGAGAGAUAAGUUAGAACAUGAGAUCUGUUUUAUGGAUUGUAUCAGUUAUGUUUUUAGUUGAAGAUGUGCUACAUACAAUCUGUUUACGAUACAGAUAUCAUUGAUAUUGCAUAAUGGGAAGAUUGAAUGCUCAUUAAUAAAAAAAAAAUAAUACGCAAGACAUUUAUUUAAUCAUAUCCUGAUUUGUAAAAAAAGUGAACUUUCUGCAGUUUUCAUAGGCAGAAGUCAAUUAAAGUGACUUACAGAAAUGGAUCACAAAACUAUGAAACUUUUGUCUUUAGACAAAAAAAGAUAUCAGUUUGUUUGCUAACAUUGGAGUCAAAAUCAUGCCUGAAGAGAAGGCGAAGAAUGACGUUUUUAGGAACUACCACACAUAAAUAAAGUCAAACUCAUUGCUAAUAAAAGUUGAAAAGAAAUCAAGCAGAUUAAUUUCUACGGCUCCAUAAUUCCACCAGGGUACCUCAAUUCUGCUCCAAAUUUAUCUGAGCAGAUCAAAGUUGACCUUUAAGGCGGACGAGAAGAUGUUUAGACAGGAUGUGUCAGAGCGGCAGGUUUCACUGUCAAGAUUGUUCAAAUGUUUACCUGGAGGUUCUUCCUAGCAUUUUAACACCUUUGUUCACCCUGGAGUGGUCCUGGUCUUCAUUUCUAUGGAACAAUUUAAAACUCAUCAGUUUUUGUACUCUUUUAAUUGAAUUUAUUUAUUUAUUUAUUGCAAUAUUUUCAGAAAUAAGAGCAACAUUCUUUGAAGAGAAAACCUUAUCACAGACUUUAUAUUAUACCAGAUUGGAUAGAUUUUGCUCUGGUGGCAAUGGUUUACCUAAAAAAUCAUGAUCGUAGUAUUUCAUCAUCACACAAAGAUAAAAUCUAAAUGUUGCAGAUUCUUUGGCUUUUGAACAAAGUUAUGGCCAUUUUAGAAUAUUUUACAUUAUAACCAAAUACUUCAAAAUUGUCCAAUAUAUUCUGGAUAGAAAACACACACACUCUGAAAUCAAAGAAAAAAUAUCUAUC
Molecule: messenger RNA, 3583 nt
Organism: Lingula anatina
Lineage: Eukaryota; Metazoa; Brachiopoda; Lingulata; Lingulida; Lingulidae
Product: cAMP-dependent protein kinase catalytic subunit PRKX
Biological process (GO): protein phosphorylation
Cellular component (GO): cytosol; cAMP-dependent protein kinase complex
Molecular function (GO): ATP binding; cAMP-dependent protein kinase activity
Source: RefSeq, a predicted model, not a curated record